AUGAGUCGACCAUCCCCUCAACGGCGUUCGGCGCUGCCGCUGGGCUUGCAGCGCCACCACAUCGUCUUCGUCGCGUACCUCAGCUCCAUCGUGCUGCUCGGCACUGCGUACAGCAUCGCGUACGGCACCCACAUCAACAACCUCCGCCUCUCGUCGGGAGCCGACUCCCAAUUCCCCUCGACGCUUCCUGGUGCUGCUGUGGCUCCGAGCAUCCAGACUGGUGCGGAUGGCAGUACGCAGCUUGGGCCGCUGCCGCCCACGAUCGCACUGCCGCCGCACCACGCGCUCAACUACUGGGCGAACCGCAAGAACAUCGUCAACCGCAUCUUUGUCAAGAAGGCGUGGCUCUGGACCACGGCUGCGUGGCUUGCGCAGCUGUUCUUCCUGCGUCUCGCCGCCGCCACCCCUCGGCUCAAGAAGGAGGACGCUAGAUCGGGGCAGGCGACAAUUACGAGUCCCGUGUCGAUCUCAGUGCUUCGCUACAUGGUCGCGACGGGUGCAUGGCUGCUGUUUGCCAACUGGUUCUUUGGCCCACCUCUGGCAGAGCGGAUUCUGACUGCAACGGGCGCGGUGUGUGUACCGAGCUCCAACGCUGGGCUGGGCAAGGUGGAGGAGAUGUACUGCCGAACACGCACGCCGCUAUCGUCCACCUCCCACCCAGCGCUCUUUUCGGGCUCCGGAGCCGCAAAGUCGAUCAGAGCAGCGUGGAGGGGCGGACACGACAUCUCGGGCCAUACAUUCAUCAUGGUCCUCUCGUCGCUGUUGCUGCUCGAAGAUAUCGCCCCCUACCUCGCCGCACUGCUCGCGGAUUCUGCUCUGGGCAAGGCGGUGUUUGGAGGUGAAAAGGUGGAGCAAAGGGCCAAGGCAGUGAUGGGGGAGCAAAAGGCAAAGUUGGCAGUGGCGGCAAGUGUGGCUCUAGUCGGGUUGUGGAGUUGGAUGCUGCUGAAUACCGCCAUCUACUUCCACACGCCGCAGGAGAAGGUGUCGGGCCUCAUCGUCGCUCUAGCCGCCUGGAUGGUCAUUCCCAAAUCCAACUAA
Moesziomyces aphidis is the source of this 1038-nucleotide messenger RNA. NCBI's taxonomy places the organism in Eukaryota, Fungi, Basidiomycota, Ustilaginomycetes, Ustilaginales, Ustilaginaceae. The record is from the annotation of a GenBank genome assembly.